Vespula pensylvanica (western yellowjacket) is the source of this 1805-nucleotide messenger RNA. RefSeq names its product mitochondrial basic amino acids transporter-like. Gene Ontology annotation, biological process: mitochondrial L-ornithine transmembrane transport. The record is from RefSeq and is a predicted model, not a curated record. Gene Ontology annotation, cellular component: mitochondrion. The transcript has 4 exons. The coding region runs from base 544 to 1767 and encodes 407 amino acids. Gene Ontology annotation, molecular function: high-affinity L-arginine transmembrane transporter activity. Lineage: Eukaryota; Metazoa; Arthropoda; Insecta; Hymenoptera; Vespidae.
AUUUUACUGUUGAAUAACUAUUGGUAUUGGUACGAGAACAUUUUGUAUCGAUAAUAUGCCGAUGAUCUUUGGCUCCGAAGAAGACUCCGAAGAAGCCUUUAAUGUGAUCGAGCUUUCGGUCGAAUAGAGUGGAUUUAUACGUGAAUUCGACACAUUCGGAUAAAAUAAAUUCGAUCAUCGUAACUUUCUCAUUUACCACGAACAAUUUACAAUUACACCUACGUUCGAUGAGAUUUCGAAAUAUACGAGUUUCCUCGAAACGUGGAAAAAACGAAAGUGAAGUAAAACGAGUCGUUGUGGAUUUCGUGGAAAUGUAGCUAUGACAUACCACGCAACUAGAGUACAAAGGAGCAGUGAUCGAUCUUUCAUGGAUUCCGAUUUAUUGCAUGUGGAAAGUAAUCGAUACGCAGCUUACAAAAUCUUCAAUGCAUCAAUAAAAGGAAAAAAUCUGAAAUCAUUACAUUUUAGAAACGGUUUAUUCAAAAACGGACAUUCCUUUUGGAAGUGGAAAAAUCGUGUUAAAGAUAACAGGGAACAAUUAUUAUGGCACUCGAUUUCGCCGCUGGAUGUUUGGGAGGGUGCGCCGGUAUUAUGGUGGGAUAUCCUUUGGAUACGGUCAAGGUCCAUAUGCAAACGCAAGAUUAUCGAAAUCCGAAAUACAAAGGCACGUUGCAUUGCCUUAGAACAUUGAUCACAAAGGAAUCGGUAUUCGGUCUUUAUCGAGGUAUGACGUCACCAAUGGCAGGAGUAGCCGUCGUUAAUGCAAUAGUAUUCGGUGUGUACGGACAAACACAGAAACAUAUGUCCGAUAAGGAUCGUCUCUCUUAUCAUUUUUUGGCUGGUGCUACAGCCGGUAUUGCGCAAUCACCUAUAAGCAGUCCGAUCGAGUUAGCAAAGACCCGUAUGCAGUUGCAAUCGUCAACGAAUAAAACAAAAUAUUCUGGACCAGUGAAAUGCUUGAAAGAUAUUUAUAAAAGGGAAGGAUAUCGUGGUGUAUUCAAUGGAUUGGGUAUAACGUUUCUUCGCGAGGCACCAAGCUUCGGCGUUUAUUUCUUAACAUACGAAAUACUUACGCAAUCGAAGGAACCAAUAUCGACACCACGAAUGCUAUUAGCUGGUGGAUUAGCCGGGACAGCGUCAUGGCUAAUAUCAUAUCCGUUGGACGUAAUCAAAUCACGGAUACAAGCAGAAACUAAUAAUCGUUAUAACGGGGCCCUUGAUUGUUAUCGACAAUCCGUACGUUCCGAAGGUUACAUGUGUCUCUACAGAGGCUUGAACUCAACGAUAUUACGUGCAUUUCCUACUAACGCGAUGACCUUCGCUGUGGUCACUUGGACUUUUAGAAUUUUUGGAGAAGAAAAUAUCGAGAGCCCUAAAACCGAGAAAGUCCGAUCGACUUAUGAAUCCUUCGUUGGUAGUUGGAUUACGUUUUUAGAGAAUGCGAAUUUCUUAGGAGAAACCACUUAUCCAACUGUAACGAAUAUGGCUGCUGAUUGGAUGCUCCGUGAUGUAUUCCUGGCUUAUUAUCAUCACGAUGGUUCAAGAAUAUUUUCCUCGAAAUUCGAUACGUUCGAUCAACGGCAACGUGAUACCCACGAAAUUCCGAGAAUUCAAACGAGCCAUAAGGACGAUUCCGAAAAUAUUAGAAUGGAAUUUAUCGACGGUAACGAGCUUACUAUAGACAAUAGUUGCAAAUUGCAAUGUCCGAUAAGUGGAUCAAUGCCGAACGACAGACAGAAUAAUAUUGUUACGAUCGAACCCACGUAAUUAUCGUAUAUAAUAAAGACGUGCGAUCAUUGUGACGA